Molecule: messenger RNA, 1047 nt
Organism: Sinocyclocheilus rhinocerous
Lineage: Eukaryota; Metazoa; Chordata; Actinopteri; Cypriniformes; Cyprinidae
Product: BMP/retinoic acid-inducible neural-specific protein 1-like
Exons: 5
Biological process (GO): negative regulation of mitotic cell cycle; cellular response to retinoic acid; positive regulation of neuron differentiation
Cellular component (GO): dendrite; neuronal cell body; cytoplasm
Source: RefSeq, a predicted model, not a curated record
UCGGCGCCUCCUCCUCGUUUCUCUCCGCGUUUCUCAGCAGCAGUCGGACUCUCCAUCUCUGCAUCCGGAGCUGCACUGCUGUCGGAUAUUUCCUCCUCAGCUCUGCUUUUACACUCGACCGUUUCUCAGAUGCUGCUCAGUGAACCGAACCGCCGGAUUUCUCCCUCUUGAGUAUGAGAGGGACCGAUGACCCAUCCGCACAGCAGAACCAGAGCCAGCAGCAUGAGCCGCGCCGCCGGACCCGGAGCCUCAACAUAACUUUAAAGCAGCGCGGAGCGUCAGAUUCCCGACACACGGGUGAAGCAAUUUCAGGUCUCCACAGAAUGGAGCGAGAAUGAGCAGAGAGCGGUUGAGAGUGAAGCAUGAACUGGAGGCUCAUUGAAGUCACUUACUUUCUGUUUAUAUGGGACCAUAUAACAGUUCAGUCUUCCCGCCAAGAGCCCUCGGCCAACGAGCAGCAUGUUGCUAAGCAGUUUGAUUGGCUCAUCUCUGACCGUGGCCCUUUCCACCACUCGAAGGGGUACCUCUCCUUCAUGGAAAGAUUUCGCCAAGGAUUCACGACCCGGUAUAAAAUUUAUAGGGAGUUUGCACGUUGGAAGGUGAGGAACACGGCCAUCGAGAGGCGGGAUCUGAUCCGGAAUCCUCUGCCCUUGAUGCCGGAGUUCCAGCGCAGCAUGCGGAUGCUCGGACGACGGCCGUCCACGCAACAGUUCAUCGACACCAUCAUCAAGAAAUAUGGGACGCACAUCUUGAUCUCAGCCACGCUGGGAGGUGAGGAAGCUCUCACCAUGUACAUGGCCAAGAACAAGCUGGACCGGAAGAUGGUCAACGCCACCCAAGGAGUCGAGGCACUGCACCAGCUCGCCUCCUCAUACUUCAUCGACCGCGACGGCACUAUGCGCAAACUCCACGAGAUACAGAUCUCCAGCAACUCCAUCAAGGUGACGGAGACGCGGACGGGUCCACUCGGCUGCAGCACGUAUGAUAAUCUGGACUCGGUCAGUUCUGUGCUUCUUCAGAGCCCAGAGAGCAAACUCCAUCUGCAGG